GAUUCUCUCGCUAUAUCAAUGGAACAGGCAGUUGAACCAAUGGACAUUGACGAAUAUGACUUAUAUACUGCAGGAGCUGAAGGUCAAGACUCUGGAACAACUUUGAAUGACAUGAUGCAUCUAAACUUCACAAUGGAUCGAACACACAAUUCAGACUCACUGUCAGAAAAGGACAUUUAUACAGCUGGCUAUGAAAGGCCACAACCUUCAGCACCACUGGAUGUUGCUAAAUUUAUAAUCAAAGUGGACUGGAGAGAACCAUUUCCAGAGAGAUGGAGAGCAACAUUACAGAAAGCCCUUCAGAGCUGCUUCCUCAAAAUGGAAGGAAAAACUGAUGUCGUCAGCCUUAAACUCAUGGAUGAUCCGUCCUGUGCAGAGGUGCAGAUAACACCAUCAAGAGCUCUAGAAGUGUUAAAAAGGCUCAACCGUAUAUCUUUGAGGUUUAAAGAUUAUAAGGAUGGUACAUUUAAGGAAGCGACUGCAUGGAUUGGUCUGGAUGAAGCACAUUUUGUAAAGGACAACGGAGCGCCUUCAACAAAGGUGAUCGGUUCUAUGCCCGUGACUGCAGCAUCAGAAUACACAAAUGAUGUUGAUGACGUGUCUGCAUCUAAUAGAGCUUCAAAUAAAGCUGAGUCCAGUAAAACUGCGAUAACGACCCCUGAUACACCAGCUGUACUGACUGUCCCCCUUUAUGAGUUCUGGUACAUGCAUCACGCUUACAGAAGGGAGUUAGAACAAUUUGAGAAACAGCAUGGAGUCUCUAUUUGUGCAGAAGUGUCAGUCUCAAUCAAACAUAUCCAGAGAUCAAGCCCUGAUUCUGUGCCUAAAACCACUGAUGACUUUGAGAAACUUGUUCAGGAAUGUGUUGGUAGUUUUAGUCAUGCUGCCAUUAAUCAUAAUCACAUGAAUUCAGAUAUUGUGAAGCACGCCCUUCGUUUCAUCCAGUCAGAGGAGGCAAAGAUGAUGUUCACCAUGUCUGCCAGUGACUGCCUGUUCUUUGGACCGAAGAAAUAUACAGACGUGAUUAAAAGAGACGAAGAAGGAACAAGAAUGGAAAGCCAAUUCAAUGACAAAUCAAGUCAAAUGAAUAAAGAAAACAGGUCUUUAUUUAACAUGGACACAAAGGAUCUUCCAACUCAUCUAGAGAUGGACACGGUUCAUUGGGAUCUGAUGAAACUUUCCUAUAAGGAGCAAUUAUCACAGCUUGAAACAAAGUACGGAGUGUCAUUUAAUGAAGAAAAACAGCAGAAAAAUGUAACCAUUAAGGUUCAAGCUCAAUCCAAAGGAGUUCAACAUAUUAAUCUUGAAAGUCAUGCCAUCAGAGCUUUAACACAACUCUACCAGAAACUUGGAUCGGCCGCUGUCACCUGUGAACUCAAAAACCCUACAGACGCAACUCUUGUGGCAUCAGAAGUAGAGAAACUUCAGCAGGAGCAUCAUUGUGUUGUUGCAGAAGAUGCAUUGAGUCGCUGGAGGCUCGUUGGACUGCCAGAACAUCUCGGUCCUGCCAUUGCUGAAAUUGAGAAGAUGCUUCAGAAGAGUGUGUUUGAUGACAAGAAGAAGAAAUCGAUUGGUUACUCGGAGGACGUUCCUCAUGCAAGAGGAAUCCAAUGGAAUCAGAUGCCUGAUUAUGGGGAAGGAGCAGUGGGAGGAUCAGUACGGGAAGAGGGGAUGAAUUUUAAAGGGCGGAGUGAAGCUGAUAAGGGUUUCAUUGAUGAUCUAAAAAAAAAAUCUAGAAAAUAUGAAUUCUGUCGAGAUUGUGGGUCAAAGAAGAGUAUGGGAUCCAUCUGUCCUGUGUGUAAGGAAGUGUAUGGGAAAUUGGAGGGAAACCAACCAAUUGGAAAAAUGAAAGCAACAAAGACCGGAAUGAGUCUUCCUGGAUAUCCAGGUUGUGGCACUAUUGAAAUCUACUAUGACAUACCUGAUGGUGUUCAAACGAAGCAGCAUCCAAACCCAGGAAAGCCUUUUUAUGGGUCAAAUCUUCAUGCGUACUUGCCAGACAAUCCUGAAGGAAAAGAAGUGCUCUCACUGCUGCAUAGGGCUUUUAAACAGAAACUGAUCUUUACUGUCGGGAGAUCUACAACUACAGGUGCAGAUAAUGUGGUCACCUGUAAUGAUAUUCAUCAUAAGACCAACAUAUCCGGUGGGCCUGAAAGUAAUGGCUAUCCAGAUCCUGGCUACCUGAAGAGAGUUAAAGAUGAGUUAAAGGCCAAAGGCAUUAAAUGAGGAUAUUAUAUAGUCUGCAAAAAUGCAAUACCUCUGCUG
Molecule: messenger RNA, 2265 nt
Organism: Rhinichthys klamathensis goyatoka
Lineage: Eukaryota; Metazoa; Chordata; Actinopteri; Cypriniformes; Leuciscidae
Product: E3 ubiquitin-protein ligase DTX3L-like
Exons: 7
Coding region: 19-2226 (735 amino acids)
Biological process (GO): Notch signaling pathway; protein ubiquitination
Source: RefSeq, a predicted model, not a curated record